Molecule: messenger RNA, 2836 nt
Organism: Didymella exigua CBS 183.55
Lineage: Eukaryota; Fungi; Ascomycota; Dothideomycetes; Pleosporales; Didymellaceae
Exons: 2
Coding region: 254-2560 (768 amino acids)
Molecular function (GO): GTPase binding
Source: RefSeq, a predicted model, not a curated record
GCACACUCCACACUACACACUGCACACUCCACACUACACACUGCACACUCCACCAAUGCGGCACAAUGGACAUCACCGACCAACACCAUGGCUUCCAGGACGACCCGCCCGCACCGCCGCCGCGCCCGCUCCCCUCCGACCUGCCCACCUCGCUGAACGACCGGCGGCCUGUGAGCGCAUACAUGCCUGAGGAGACGGAGAUGUACGACGCAUGGCAGGGUGAGUCGCCCGCACGAGUCGCUCGCAACCUGCAAUGCUGAUCUGCAGAACAGGCCAGUCGUUCCUGACCACGCCCAUGCCCGCGCGACCCCUCAGCUUCAACCUCUCCCUCGACGACCCCAGCUUCGGCGACGAGGACAUGCAGCAGCUCGAGGACAGCGACAGCCGGCUCGUGCAGAUGCUCGCGCACCAGGCACGCCUGAAGAACGACAAUGCUGGCGACGAGGCCAAGGUCGUCGCCGACGACAAGCUGUCGCACCAAGAGAAGAGGGAGGCUCUGCAGGGGCUGUUCACCCUCGCCACCUCCAACGGCGAACUCGAGCGCGUCAAGCGGUUGCUGCAAGGGAAGGCGCGCGAGUACAUCAACAUCGACGGCGUCGACGCCGAGGGGACGCCUCCACUGGUCUACGCGAGUUGCUUUGGACACGAGUACGUUGCUGGAGUCCUGAUUGAAGAGGGCGCAAAAGUCGACAUACAGGACAAGAAUCGCUGGACGCCGCUCAUGUGGGCCAUGACCAACAGACACAAGGGGAUAGUGAAGCUUCUGCUGGAGCACGGUGCCUCGACCGACGUCAAAUCAUCCGGCGGUAGGACCGCCUUCGAUUUCGUCGAGCCAAACAGCGACAUUUCAGACUACCUGCACGAGAGCGGCUACGCCAUUGGCAACGCAGGCGUCGACGACUUCUACAACUCAGGACUCGACAACGACCGCUUCGAGCAAGAGAUGCAGGAGAACGACAUGAAGCGUCGAAUGAUGAUGGAAAGUGCCUUCAACCUGGAAGUCGACAUUGGAAAUUUGGGGCUAGACGAGCAGCCCGAGCUGCAGUCUCCUGAAGAGCCCGAGGAAGGCCAGGAAUUCAUCUGGGACCGAUGUCUCAACGACCAGAUGUUCGUCUUCCAAGAAAGCGAGCUCGAGCGCAUCCUCGACAUCAUCAUCACGAACAUGACACCGCAGCGAUCGCCCUCGCAGAAACCGGUCCCCGCCAACAUACUCUUCCUGGCAGCUCGAUACGCGCACUACCACGCCAGCGCAGACUUGUUAGAGACGCUCCUCGUUUCGGCCAUGGGCAAGAUCAACGACGUGGUGGAGAAGCACCAGUGGGAUAUGACAGUACUAGCCUUCUGGAUGUCCAACGCCACGUUGCUGUUACACUACAUGAAGAAGGAUACAGGCCUUUCGACGGCCGCCACCGAGUUCCAGCUGCAGAUGGCAGAGCUCAUCAACGAGAUUUUCAUCUUGAUCAUCCGGGAUGCGGAACGAAGAAUGGACAAGAACCUUGACGCCUCCAUGCUCGAGCAUGAGCCCAUGCCUGGGUUUGAAGACGUCCAAUUCCAGCACGAGUGGAACAUGUUCCGCUCAAAGCCAAAAGCAAAGCCUCUGGAACCCCUCGAGAAGCGCUUCCGACCACCGUCGCCCAAGGCCAGAGCCAAGCCGUCACCUCGGAACAUCACGUCUCUGCUUUCGUCGACCCUCUUCGUCCUGGAUCUCUACGAUGUGCAUUCAGUCAUCACUGCUCAAGUGCUGUCGCAGCUGAUAUACUGGCUCUCCGCAGAGAUGUUCAACCGCAUCAUGUCGAAUCGCAAGUACCUGGCUCGAACAAAAGCUAUGCAGAUCCGCAUGAACGUCUCGACGCUAGAAGACUGGGCACGGUCCAACAACCGUCAGCCUGAGCACUACGAGAACGGAUCGAUGACAUCCACUGGCGACAACACCGUCGAAUCCACAAGGAAACACAUUGAACCUCUCAUUCAAUUACUGCAGUGGCUGCAGUGCUUCACCUCGAUCGGCGAAGAGCUCGAGUCGCUCAUCGGCACGAUACAGCAGCUGACAAAGCUCUCGCCGCAACAACUUCUGCACACUGCCAAGUACUACCGUCCCGAAGUAGGAGAAAAGGGUCUCCCCAAGAGCGCAUCCAAAUACAUUGUGCACCUCCAGCAAGCAGCAGCCGAGCGCAAAACACGCGCUCGAUCGCCGAACCCGCCGCAGCGAGCCGCCGACGCAGAGCCAACAACACCAGUCAAGCCAUCCUCCGGAGCGCAACUCGCGCCCGCGCCAUCGCCAAACCCCUCGCGCGUGUCUGCCGAGCUGGAAAGGGAAGAAGAUGAUGCCCCGAGCGAACUCCUCCUCGACCCGUCGUACAUGCUGCCCUUCUCCCUGCCCACGUCGACAGACAUGCUCAUCAGCUACGGCGCAGGCUUCGGCGGCGUCGACAGAGAGCGCGAGAGGAAGUACAUUCCCACCGUGCCGCCCGAGUUCAUGGCCAAGCUGGAGUUCAGUGGCGGCAGCAAGCUCAACGGCGGGUACUACGAGGAGCGCUGGAACGAGCCUAGCUAUGGGUGAAGAUUCCAGUGUUCAUGCUGGGACUCGUGCUAAUGCGGUUGGUGACUAGCUUCUUCCACUCGCGCUGGGUCGGGAAAUCUACCUCGAGGCCAUGGUGACGCAGGGGAUCAACGCCGCAGGUGGGGGACGGGAGAAGGAAGCCCUGCCAGCGAAAAGAGAAAGCGACUUUGCAUUUGGAUAUGCGUAUGGAUAUAGGUGUGGAUUGGAUAUGGAAUUGGAUAGCAGCAUCAGCGCUUCUCGGAUAGCAGCAUCAGCGCUUCUUGGAUAGCAGCAUCA